Messenger RNA from Metschnikowia bicuspidata var. bicuspidata NRRL YB-4993, 730 nucleotides. Its product is annotated as DNA-directed RNA polymerase core subunit. Gene Ontology annotation, biological process: DNA-templated transcription. Lineage: Eukaryota; Fungi; Ascomycota; Pichiomycetes; Serinales; Metschnikowiaceae. Gene Ontology annotation, cellular component: RNA polymerase III complex; RNA polymerase II, core complex; RNA polymerase I complex. The transcript has a single exon. Gene Ontology annotation, molecular function: DNA binding; DNA-directed RNA polymerase activity. The record is from RefSeq and is a predicted model, not a curated record. The coding region runs from base 88 to 669 and encodes 193 amino acids.
CACCAGAACCAAGGACAACACAGCACGAUGGAAGACGUAGAUAGAGCCACCUCCCGCUUGUGGAGAACCUUCAAGACCGUCAAGUAAAUGGUCAGGGACAAAGGCUACUUCAUCACAGACGAUGAAAUUAACAUGUCGUUGGAGGAGUUCCGGGCCAAGAUCUGCCCCAUGGGCGACGCCCAGAGAAAGUUGAUGUGUUUUCAGGCCCAGCCCACUGCUGAGGCAGCCGAGAAAUUUCCUGAAAUGGGCUCAUUGUGGGUAGAGUUUUGUGACGAGGCGUCGGUGGGUAUCAAAACCAUGAGAAACUUCUGUAUUCACAUCAGCGAGAAGAACUUCAGCACAGGCAUUUUUAUCUACCAAAAUUCCAUAACACCAAGUGCAAACAAAUUGAUCCCGACGGUGUCCCCUGCCACAAUCGAGGUGUUCCAAGAGAGCGACUUGAUUGUCAACAUCACGCACCACGAGUUGGUGCCCAAACACAUCCGCUUGUCAAAGCCAGAGAAAAAGGAGUUGUUGGAGAGAUAUAGAUUGAAGGAGUCACAGUUGCCUAGAAUUCAGAGGGAAGAUCCUGUUGCUCGCUAUUUGGGUUUGAAGAGAGGAGAUGUGGUGAAGAUCAUCAGGAGAUCUGAGACGUCAGGUCGUUAUGCAUCGUACAGAAUUUGUUUGUAAAAAAAGACACUAUGUAAUAUAGCAGAAAGAAAAAAAUCAAAGGGAAUAUUUUUUGCAGCAA